UAUAAAAUCCUUAGAGAAAAGUUUACAGUGGGAGGGUGUGGACAGGUGAUCCAUUAUGCGUACUUCACAAACAACAAAGAAGGAUGGAGAAAUGAGAGGGAAGUGAUGAUGGUAGGUACUUGCUUCAAGGGUUGCUAAACAAUGAUGGCAGGACUUCAACUUGCUUUCUACUCAAACUUCAUAGAUAUGGACAAAACCAUCUGGAUUUAAAGUUGAACAUCUCAGUUCAUUUCCACCACCAUGUGAGGCAGGACUUGAGAGAGGUUUCUUCAACAUGGCAUGCUUUGAUAGGGUGUCGCCCGCGCUCAGGGAGAUCCUGCUCAAGUUAUAUCGCGCUGAGAAGCCUGUGGAGAUUGACCAUCACUUGUAUGAAUUUGGGUCUGUGGAAUACCAUGUUCAGUCUUCAGCAGCUGAUCCACAACAUAACUACUUGUCAAUAUCAACUCCACUACUGUCCCAAGGAGCCCUGCUAUCAUACGGGUUGUCAUCAUACACCAUGCAGAUGGUAAAACAAGUUUGCUCGGAUGCUGUGGAGAUUGUUGAACCAGGCUGUCAAAUUUCCACACUUCAUAACCAUGCUGAUACGUAUUUUCCUUUUCCAGACUCUGAAAAAGUGAUUACACAAAUUUCUUCAGUGCAAGCAGUAAUACUAAGUUCCCAGCUGAAAGAAAUGUUGAGAAAUGUCAAUUCCCAGGAUACAUCCCAAGGAAUGAAUAAGCCAAUUAAACUUGUCUAUCACCCAAGGGAGCCCUUCUAUGUCAUCAGACAGCCACAAAAAAUCACAGCAGUAUUCCCAAUGCGUUUUAGAGAGCACUCAGAUGUGAUUAUUGCGACGGCCUUCUUUCAGGAACUCAUGGAUGUGGGCAGCUCAGAAAAAUGGGCUAAAGCUCCACCUUGCACCUGGUCACCCAUUCCUCCACCAGAACUGAGAGGAGAACCUUUAGAAGAUUUAAGCACCAAUGGAGGGUUUGUCUGUUUUGAUAUCUCUUCACACCAUGUUGAAGGUAAAAAACUAGACAAAACUGUAUGGAGUCUAUUAAACUUCUAUGCCUACGUGAAAAACCACGUAAAGUGCACCAGAGGUUUCAUACAAAGAAGGAUGCAAAAGCGUUUGGAAAGUUUGGUUGAGGUCUUGCACGAGGAGAAAUUGCAAGAGAAUGGAAAUGUUAAAAAGGUCAAAGCACAUGCAGAAAGCAGGUAUGGUGGAAAACUGGUAAGCUUAUCAAAACCAAAAAACUUCAAAAGAAGAUGUCGUGAUUUAACCAGGAAGAUCAUGCAAAUUCGUUUUCGGAUUAAAAUCCAUGGAUUUCGGCAUUUUCGUAGACGAUGGUUGACAAUCCCAAAGUUCUCUUCUCCACUGGGAUAUACUAAACUACAAUAAUUUAAACUUCAUGUUACAUAUUCUUGUUUUCAGUUAUGAGAUGUACUUUUGUGCAAUAUGUGAACUUCUAUCAUAACCUGUGUUUGUCUUGUAGAAGAACAUCAAAGAUGCAUGUUGCUCUAAUCUACUAAGGUUGUGACAAUAGCAAUAUAGCAAUUUCAAGAGUCAUCAGGCCUAUCAUUAAAUGUAUCUAACCAUAUUGACAAUGACACUGUAAAGAGAAGUUUGAAGUUCAUAUCA
Populus euphratica (Euphrates poplar) is the source of this 1621-nucleotide messenger RNA. Its product is annotated as actin-related protein 2/3 complex subunit 2B-like. The coding region runs from base 275 to 1381 and encodes 368 amino acids. Gene Ontology annotation, cellular component: actin cytoskeleton; Arp2/3 protein complex. NCBI's taxonomy places the organism in Eukaryota, Viridiplantae, Streptophyta, Magnoliopsida, Malpighiales, Salicaceae. The transcript is spliced from 10 exons. Gene Ontology annotation, molecular function: actin filament binding; structural constituent of cytoskeleton. The record is from RefSeq and is a predicted model, not a curated record. Gene Ontology annotation, biological process: actin filament polymerization; Arp2/3 complex-mediated actin nucleation.